AUGGGGCAGGCUGGGUGCCAAUUCCAAGCCCUGGUCUGGAAGAAUGGACUUUGCCGGCUGCGGCAACCGGUCAUUUCCCUCGCCGAGUUCUUCUGGCCCUGCAUCUUGUUCACAAUUCUGAUGGUCCUUCGGUUUCAGGAGCCUCCCAGACACAGAGACAGCUGUUUCCUGCAGCCCCGGGAUCUGCCCAGCCGGGGUGUCCUCCCCUUUGUCCAAAGUCUUCUUUGCAACACUGGCUCAACCUGCAGGAACGUCAGCUUUGAAGGGUACAUGGACCACCAUUUCCGCCUUUGUAGGUUCCAAACUGCUGGUGCUGACAGGAUGGUGGACAGCCUGGACUUCUUAGCGCAGAUGCAGGACCUGGCUGAGGACAUUUACGAGACGGUGGGCAAGGCGAAGCACUUGCAGGAGCUCUGGGAAGAAAGCGCCCAGACUCCAGACUCCUCUUACAGUUCUGGUUUUUUAAUGAUGGAUCUCAACCACACGGAGGCAGUGAUUUCGGAGCUGGAAACCCUCCAUCAGCAGCCGCACCUCUGGGAUUUCCUGCUCUCACUGCCAAGCCUGGGAACUCCCGGGGUUCACGUGGGAGACGCCUCACAAUCCACGGUGUACUUUCUCCGGGCAGUGUUAAACUCUGUAGCGUCUCUGCACAAGUUAGAUCUGCUCAGCACCACACUCUCCCAGGUGUCUGAAGUCCUGCUGAAUGUGACCAUCUCGGCACUGGCUUCCCUGCAGCAGCCCAGAGGAACGGCCACAGAGUCAGUUUAUCACCUUCCCCUGCACAACCUGGUAUGGGACCCGCAGAAAGUACGGAGUGACCUCAAAUUGCAGUUCGGUUUCAAUGAUCUUCAAGCAGAGCGAAUCCUGAAUUAUUCAGAAGAGCUUCAGGAGUUUCCCACAGAGUGCAAUUUAGAGCGAAUGGUGAGCUCUGUCCUGUCCAACUUGUCCAGGGAAGAAGCUGAGUGAGAAGGCCAUGGUGGAGCCCACCAGCCCAAGUAGUCAGCAGCCAAAGACUACCUCGUUCAGGUGGUCAGCCGGCUUCAACUCUACAAGCAGGUGUGGGACCAGUGGCAGCAGAGUGGCCUGCCUCAGAAGGUGUUCACAGGCAUGGGCCAGAACUUGCAAGUCCUCAGGGACACAUAUGAAGAGGGGGGCUUGCCAUGGAAUGUGGCAGAAGCCUUGCACAUUGGACUGCACCUCCUGAGCGAAGCUAUGGCAGUGGACAGCCCCAAGGACAGCCACGGCCCUCCACGGAUACUCCAGCAUCUGCAGAAGCUGCAAACUGAGCUGCACCAGCUGCCCCAGUGGCCAGCGCUGGAGAGGCUGCUGCAGCUGGACGGGGCCCUCAGGAGUGUGAUAGCCCAGGAUCUGGAUUUCGUCCAAGGAAUCCUUGUACAUCUGGAGACUUUGACAAAUGAUUCUGCACUGGGUGGACCUGACUGUGGAGACCUAGGGAAAGAGUCAUUCUUUUGGGGGUUAAAGAAGGUGCUGAAAAAGAAUGCCACCAUUGCCUGUCUGCUUGGACGCUUGUCUGAGGAGGAUCCCAUCGGUGUCUUCUUUUCCUGGAUGGAUCAUGGUUUGCAGGAAGCCAUUGCUGGGCACACAGACAGUCUGGCUGCAGACCCUGAAGCACAUCCUGGCUGGCAGGAGAUCCAGAAGCAGCUGAGCCAGCCCUGUUUCAGGCUCUUUCAGUUGUUAAAAGUUGAUGCCUCUCCAGGGAACAGCACCUCUGCUGGUGACUGUGAGCGCCAGCUGGUCCCCACCAUGAUAUUUCAUAUUCUGGAAAAAGCACCAUUGUCACUGGGGCAAAUGUCCCACUGGAAAUCCCUCCCAGAGCUUAUAAAGAGGACCUGUGAGAUGGCUCGAUACGUGAACGCACAGGGAGGUUUCCAGAGCAGUCUGUCCGAUCUCCUUCAGGACUCCCCUUGUUAUGGAGAAAACAUGGAUUGGAAAAUCCUCAGUGACACAUAUUUUGCCUUUUUGAAUAACUUACUGACAUCUCCAGUAACUUCCGCCUCCAGAGCCUUCAGUUUCACAAAGCACCUUCUCAUGAUGGAUAAGAAGUGGAAUGCCCAUGGGAAUGAAGACUCAAGCUUUCUUCUGUCAUUUGUGGAGUUUUUGGAGGAAUUAUUAUUGCCUAAUCCUUUGGAAUCUUCUAGCACUCCUGAGUUCCACAGCCUCCUCUCACUUCCUGAGAAGUUUCCAAAUGGAAGGGUUUUGUGGAUAAAUCACCUAAAAAGUUUAGAGAGACACUCAUCUGGAGCAGAUGCUCAGGAACCAUUGGCACUGGGCAAAACGGUGACAGGAAACAUGGAAACCCAUGGCAGUCCCUGGAUGAGGGAGGGAUACAGAAAUGCUGUGAGAGUCCUGGAAUUAAUGCUGUUUGAAAUGAACGCCAAGCUGCUAGAAUUAUGGCUCUAUGGCAUUUCAGAAGGAGGAAGAGCUAAGUUAGAGUCCCAGGCUACACUUCUGAAUUUUUCUAUCCCAGGAAAUGAGACAAUCCCCAGAGAGAAUUUCAGCUUUUCCCAGUUGCUCCAUUUAGGUUGGCCCGCAUCACCGUCUGCGCACAUAGAUGUUGUGCAUGUGAGCAAGUCUGUAAUAAAUGGUCUCUGUGAGCUUGGAUUUCUGACCCAGGGAUCAGCCUCGGGUACACUGGGCACAGUGGAUGCUAUCAGAAAUGCAUCUAAUCUUUUCUCAGCCCUUUCUGAACUUCAAAAGCAAGAAAUUGACCGAAUUUUGACUCAUAUCUACCUCAAUGUCUUCAAAGACAAGGAUUCUGCUUUACUUCUGCAAAUUUAUUCUUCAUUUUACCAAUUUAUUUCCAAAUUCUCCAGCCUUCAGAAGAGAGAGCCGAUGUUAACUUACCUUAGCCAGAUCUCAAGAUACAUUUCAGACAUCAUAAAGCAGUUUAAUUUCCAAGAUAUCAGUAAAGCAUUUGCAUUUUUGUCUGAAGCUGCUGGGGUUCUUGGGAAGAUUUCUGAAGAAUCUUUCUGUCAGCAGUUGCUUUCGAUUUUUAAGUUUUUGGAACUCCAAUCCCAAUCCCUGAGAUCUACGGAGAACCAAGAAUUGGAAAUGAUCCGUGCUACUUUGGCAGCCCUCAAAGGACUGUUCACAGUAGAUGAUGGUUUUCACAUUUCCCUGCUUCAGUACAUGAGCCAGCUCUUCAAUGAUUCAGGUGAUGCACUGCUGGGUAGUGAGUGCUUUGUUCUCGAUAAUAAAGCAGUUUCUUCUGCAAAACAUUCAACAGCUUCACUCAUCCUCCCAUGGGCACAAAUUUCCUCAGCACUCUCAGCGAAUGCCAGUGAGUUCAGUGAGUUUGUGGCUGUCCACUGUACGGUUUCAUGGCUUCAGAUGUGGGCUGAAACCUGGGAGAGCAUGGCUCAUGUAUCUGGGUUUGACUUGAAUGUUUUUGCUUCUCUUCAUGCUGGUCUCACUCAGCUUUUGGGUGAAUUGGAAAAUGAGGUGAAAAUUUCUAAGAACUGCCAAGGAUUGCUUCCCAGCCAUCAAGUGUCUAGACUUCUGCUAAAUCUGUUUGAAAACGUAUCCCUUGCUGACGGCCUUCAUGUUGAGGAUGAUUUCCGGGACCUUUGGGUACCCUUAAGCAAUGCAUUAGUUGCAGCAAAGUCACUGAACCUGGACCAGGUAGAGAGGUCUCUUUCCACCCUGAAAACAGCCCUGCAUCAGCUAAAGUUGUUCCCAGUGGACACAGAUAUAAGUCGGGAGUUUUUAUGUGCCUUGCUUGAUGUUUUCAUGGAGCUAAGCAAUGCAUCAGGACCUCUGGGUGGAUGCGCAGAACUGAUCAAUCAUGUUCUUUCUGUCAAUCUCACAGAUUACAGAGCAGAGCCUGACAGCAUCGUCACUGAGCUAAGAGAAGCAAUAUUGUUUCUCAGGCAUGUGUCACGUGACACAGAGUUGUCAUCCUGUGCUGCUGUUUUCCACAAUGUGACAGCAUUGAUUUUAGAGGCUGGUUUAUUACGUUCAAACCCUCCCCAGAGGUCAGUGCGUAUUCUGGCCAUGUUAAAUUCCACAUUUUUCUCAGAGAAUGUGACGAGCAGUCUGAGAGGAUGCACUUCAUGGGCGGAUGUUGUAAACCAUGUAGCCUCGAGGUAUAACUCAAGCUUUUCACAGGGCCUCAUUCCCAGCGUUGUUGGGAGUUUCCCAGAUGUAGUGAAUGAAAUGCACACUGCACUGAAAUUGGUGACUCAGGCAUUAAAUAUAAUGAAGCCUCUUUGUUCUUUGAAUGAGCCAGAUAGAAACUGUAUAAAUAUUUACUUGAAAGGCAUAACUGACUUUCUAAAUACUACACUUACUUCAGUCUUUGAAAAAGAAAAGGUACCGAGAUUUGAGAUUUUAUUAACUCUUUUAAAUGAUUCCAUGGACAGUGUGCAAAUGAUUAUCAAGAACUUAACUGCAGAUUUGGAGUUUGCCUCUCAAACUAACUGGAAAAACUUUAGUGCAUUAACUCUUAGACCUGUUGAAGCAUCACAUGCAAUCCCCAAACAGUUUCACAAUGUUUGGCUGCAUUUAGCAGCACUGGGGAAGGAAAUUCAAAACCGUGUGCACAAUAUUUCCCCCAGCAUCCUGCAAGACAUGUCUUCUAAAACUGAAGAAAUCCUGAGGUCACUUGCCACCACUUUAAAGGAGAAGGAGCUGACCGGUUUCGGGAAGUCGUUUUAUCAUUUAGUGAGUUACCUGGCCCUUAACUUAUCUCAUGGUCUCUGGAACUCACCAGAAACUGCUCCAGAAGGAAUACGGACAUCAGUGGAACUUGCUGUUCAGCUGAUAAGGGAUGCGUUCAACGCUUUAACACCCUCGGUCUUGCACAGUCUUGAGGCUGACGCAGGUCACGCUCGCGUUUUGAAACGCCUGUCCUCCUUCACGCGCAGUCUCAGCAGGGCGGACAUAAACCUGUUAGUAGGCCAGCUGGAACGGAUUAGUGAAAGCUCAGUGCAGUUCCUCAAGAAUCUCAGUAGCCCGGGCGCUGACGACCACGGGGUGGUCCGCUUGCUCGUGGGCCUGCUGGAGAAGAUCGCAGACAGCUCGCGUUCCUGGAACGUCGGUCAUCUCCUGCGACUCUCCCGCCUCCUCCCUGGAGAGGUGGUCAACACAGUGGUGGACCUGUACUACGUUCUCCCUCACGUCAUGCAGCUCCUGGAGAGAGUGGCUGACAAAAACCUCACGGAGGGCCUCAAGGAAGUCCGCGACUUCACGCUGCUUCACGGCAUCAGCAUGGCCAACGUCUCCAAGGAGGACUUCGCCAUUGCAAUAAAAUCUCUUUCCAGUGCCAUUGAAGAGGCGUCAGAGCAGCCCACGCUGGUGUCAGAGGCUUUAGCUUGCCUUCCUGUGCUUUGGUGCAGGACUCACGGAGCUGCUGGGUUUCUGCAGAAUCCCGAGUCAGAAGACUGUGAUGCUCAGAGGCUGGAGUCUUCUUCCUUUUAUGGCAAAGUGGCCAGUGUGCUGGACCAUCUCCACCUGUCCCGCGCUCGGGAGGACUCACAGUGCUCCAAGGAGAGCUCACGCGUGGAAAUGACGAGGAAAGUGGUCUGUGUGAUUCGUGAGCUGGCGGCCUGGAAUUCCAUUCUUCUGCAGCUGUCGGAAGUCUUGCAUGUUAAAACUGCGGUGCUGAAAACUGUGCAAGAAUUUUGGCACAAAGUGUUACCCUUUCUCCCCGUUUCUGGAAAUCAAAGUAACAGCAGCGCCCCUGAAUUCUGCCCUGGUGUUCCUAUGAAGCAAGUUGCUUUGCAGAUCAUAGAAAAGCUAGCAAAUGUCAACUUCACAAGAUUUACUUCAGGUAAGAAGAUUCUUGACAAGCUGGCUAGUUUAAACAAGAUUAUAAAUCCUGCCACAGGUUCAGAGGCUGCUGUUCAAACUAAUAUUUCCUUACGUUUGGAAAGGAUACUCAAAUCAAUUACUGGGGAUGGGAACCCAGAAAACAGAACCCAUUACCUGUUCCCCAUAAUCACGAGCCUUCUGGAUAUUAACCACACAGGUAGCAGUUCAGCAGCAUUAGCGAGUUACCUUAAACCAAGGGCGGGGACCUUUGGUUUUGAUAAGCUGUGGUGGGACUUGGAACAAACUGUGAAGGACCUGACAUGUGACGCUAGUGUCAGGCACCUGCUGUCUGAAAUCACCAAAGAAAUCCGAAGUGUGAACUCAGUGGCCCUUCAUAACACCACUGAGUGGCUUUCUUAUUAUCUAGAGAUCCUCCAUUCAUCACCAUCGAAGAUGCUGGAAAUUAUCAAAGAUUUUCUUGUUGUCACAAAAACCUGGCUUCAUGAAUAUGCAAAGGAAGAUUACUCCAGAUUAAUACGAUUAUUAUUUGUCCCUGUGUCCAAUGAGAGUCCACCUGAUAAUGUAACUUUGUUGAUUAAAGAUAUCAUUACCUUUUGGAAUUACCUACAGAACAUUUCCACAGAGGGCAAUUUCCAUGUUGCUUUUCUUUCUCCCCUGCUACAUCAGGAACAGCCAACUAAUUUCUCACUUGUUCAGUGUCUUCUUGAAAAUAUUCUGAUCACUUCCAUCAGUGGCAUAGCUAGGGGUUAUCAGGAAGCAGACCCCUGUUCAUGUGCUAAUGAUCUGCACAAAGCAAAGCUUAUCAACCUCACCUUGAGCCAUGCAUGGUCUGGAAGUGGUGGAAAAACAGUUGUCUCUCCAAGACACGUGGUGGAUUUUGUGGUUCAGCUUGUAAAAACAGCCUUCUCCCUUCUCCUAACAGAGAAUCCUGACAACAAAGUAUGUCUUCUGCUUAAAGGCGUUGAAGAUGUUGCAGAGAUGAGUUCUGUCCCCAGAGAAACCAUUCGAGAAGCUCUGGAGCUGGGUCCAUUUCUGACCUCAAGGAAUGAAGCCGCGUGGAUGAGACUCUUCUCAAGCUUAAAGGAGGAUGUGCAUCGCCUGCUCAGAAGUUCUUACACUGCAGACAGCAGGGAGCCCUAUGUCUACAGCCCCUGGGGGCUGGAGCUGAUGCGUGGUGUCAUCCAUGACCUUCUGUGGGAGGAGUCUGUGGGGAAUAAGCCUGAAGGUGGCCAGGAUUUUCCUGAGAAGCUGAGUCAGGUGCUUUUCCAUGUGAACAGCUCUGAAGAGCUCUUCCAGCUCCAGCAGGGUCUCAGGUCUGUUCUUCACCUUGUGCGAGAAAGCUCUGCAGAGAUGGCAAAUCUCAUGAAUGUGCUGCUCACCUCUCCCGGUGACUUCUGUAUCUUGUAUCCUGGACUCCAGGAAGCCUUACUGGCUCACCUAAGGGACUUGCUUUCCUUCGCAAAUAACACAUUUCCUCUACGGAACAGAGAAGCACUAGAAGUCACCAAGAGGCUGCUUGGUGUCAUUUCCAACACUGGCAUAGAAGGUCAUGUCCUGGGACCCCUUGUGGAAAUAUCUAGAACUCUAGCUACAUUGCUGGGUGACAGUGCUGGGCUGAAAGAUCUGGUCACAACAGUGGACUCCUUUGUGAAACUUCUGCAGCUGGCCAAGAAACUUUCAGGGAAGAUAGUCACAGUCUCUGAGACUCACCCCAUCUCCCAGCCCAAAGACAGCAAAAAAUUCUUCCAUGCCCUCUAUUUUAGCAUGCAACAGAGAGUUCAGCAUCUUGUGAAGGAAAUGGCUACUUUGGAGAAAGAUCAUUUCACAUUUGAAAAUGUAAAUGAUCUGUUGGUGCCAUUUCUUGACCUGGUCUUUGGGAUGAUUGGGGUGACACCUGAUGUUUCACAGGACCCUCAUAUUUCCAGUCUGUUUCCUGACUUCCUCACAGAUGUGAACCAAUCCAAGGACUUUACUGAGAUUUUGAAAGAAAUUGCUCAAUUUUUAACUUCUGCUAAAACUGACUUGGGAGAUUUGGCACGCCUUGUGCUGGCAUUUAAUAACAGGACUUGGAUAUUUCCGAUGGAUUCUGUCAACUUAUGGAAUGAAAUUCUGGGCUGCUUAGUUCCCAUAAAUGACAUCACCAGUCAAAUCAACUUCUUACACUCCAAUCCUGUUUCCUCUCAUGGUGGCCCCCAAGAUACCCAGUGGGAAAGAAUUCAUGAAGUCCUGCCUGUUUUGGGUAGAAUGUUAACAGAAAACAGCACAGAAAUAAGAACUUACAUGAAAAUUCUGGCUGAUCUCACCUUAGGCUCUUUGGGGAGCAGUUUAGGGAGGGACGAUGCAGAUCUUCUGGACCUGUGGCUGACAUCUGCUCAGCCCCCACACAGCCUUUUGGAAGACACAGCCACAGGCGAGGAGGCUUCGCACAGAAUCACAAGUGACAGCGGAGAUGGUUUCAGUGAAGGUUUACUUUCCAACCUGUCCUCCAUUCAGAACAUAACUGGUCAUCACCUUGAGCAAGCCAUCCAGGGGGCCCUAGCUAGAAUCAUGCUCUUGAGGCUCCUCCCAAACGACUCUCGGUGGGAAAACUCUGUGAGCACCAGGUUCCGGCCUGUUUCUGAGACUUUUAUGAAUGCAACCGCAGGGAAGAAUCACACAGCAGCCCAAGAGGAGAGGACCACGGAAGAGACGAUGGGCUCACCUCCUAAUACCAAACCAUCAUCGAGUUUCAAGAAAUAUCUCAAGCGAUUAAUAGUAUUGAUUGAAAACUGGCAAAAAGUCUCACUGACCAAUGCAAGUGUGGUGGAGCUGUGUCGAGUCUUCCAGCAGCUGGAUGAGUCCUCGGAAGCCAUGGCCAAGCUACAGACAGUGGAGGUGGCGGUUCUGCGUGCACUCGUUAUCCUUGCAGAAAACCCGUCAUGGACACAGGAGGUCCUGUGUGCAGCUCUGAGCUGUGAGCAAGGAGGGGUGCGGGGUCUCAUCUUUUUCGCUCUCCAAGGGGCCGCUCUGGUGCACAACGUCUCCCAGGAGACGGAGAGGACAUGGAGCCUGCCCGUGCGGUUGAAUUGUGAGCAUCUUAGCAGGGUCCUGUCCAGAGCCCUGGAAAGCUUCAGGAGCGCCUUGGAAGAUGCCUCUGAGGAGCACUGCCUGUGCCAGCCUCCACUGGGAGUGGUCCCACAGGGCAUGCACGCGCUGGCCGAAAGUCUUGGGGAGACCUGGAUAUCAAAGAACCCCAUCAUGACUUUUCUUAGCAAGUUCACGGUCACUGAGGCAGUGAAAGUAAAAGAGUUGAUGACAAAUGUCACCAAGUUAACUGAGGAGCUCCGGGCUUCCGUCCACGUCUCUGGUGGAACCAUCCACAGCCUGCUGGAAGCGAAUAUUUCCCGCUCAAAGGUGCUCCCCAGUGCCCUCAUGGUGGCUUUGUCUGGAAAGUGUGACCGGGAACUCCUCAGCCUCCUGCUGACCUUUCCCGAGGACCAGCAGGCUGAUGCUGCAGUAGUAGAGCUCUGUGGGCUGCCCGGGUCUGAAGUGUUUACUCUGAUCAUGGUCCUCAGCCGGAACCUGGAUCUGCGCACGUUUGUCUACAAGGCCCUGAUCCCGCCCGAUGCCCGUGGCCUGCUCAGCGGCCUGCUGGAGGUGGUGUCCAGCCUCAGCUCUGUGCUUAUGAAAGCCCAACGCGUCCUCAGACUCUUUCCUGGAUUUCUUCAGGCCUUUAAGAUUGACGUCCUGCUGGAGGCAGCGGACCUUGGGCAGGCUUCACCACAGGGCCUGGCCCGAAACUCAGCUUUUGGUUCUUUCCAGUCUGUGAUGAGCGUGGUCUGCCAGGACCAAGCAUCUUUCCCCAGCAGUUCGAGCUCUUUCCUGAAUUUGCCCAGUGUUGAACAACUCUUGGAAGACGACAAGGAAAAAUUCAACAUCCCUGCUGAUUCCACACCAUUUUGCUUGAAGCUCUAUGAGGAAAUUCUGCAGUCUCCAAAUGGUGCCUUAGUGUGGUCCUUCCUGAAACCCGUAUUACACGGAGAAAUCCUCUAUACACCCGACAUCCCGGCGAUUAACAAGGUCAUCCGCAAGGCUAAUCACACUUUCUAUUUUGUGAACAAGUUGAAAACUUUAUCAGAAACAUUGCUGAAGACCCUCAGCCUUUUCCAGGGAAGCGGAAGUGGACAGAUGCUCUUCCAGCUGCAGGAAGCCCUGAGGAACAGAUUCAUACGGAGGUUUGUAGACAGCCAGCUGCACGUGGAUGUGGACAGACUCCUGGGAGAGCUCCAGCACUAUGGAGGGAUGCUGGACAAAGUCUUCAACCACACGGGGGCUGGACACUUCCACUUCCUGGGCAGUGCUCUGGUCAACCUCUCCUCCUGCAUACUGCUGAACCGCUUCCGGGCCGUGGAGUCAGUGGACGUCCUGGACUCGGAAGCACACAGACUUAUGAAGCAGAACAAGUUCUUGGCCAGUGUCAUCUUCAAUGCGUCCUCCGUGGGAAAGAGCUUGGGCUCAGGGUCUCUCCAAUUGCUGCCCCACGUCACGUACACGAUUCGCACCAGCAUCUUACACAGCAUGAGGACGGAUAUGAUAAAAAACCCUUCGUGGAAGUUCCAUCCUCAGAGUCUGCCAGCCGACGGGUUCAAAUACAACUACAUCUUUGUGCCGCUGCAAGACAUGAUCGAAAGGGCCAUUGUCGAGGUGCAGACCGGGCAGGAAGUCCUGGAGCCGACUGCUCAGACGCAGGCAGCGCCCUACCCGUGCCACACCAGUGACCUGUUUCUGAACAAUGUCGGGUUCUUCUUCCCACUCAUCAUGAUGCUGACUUGGAUGGUGUCCGUGGCCAGCAUGGUGCGGAAGCUGGUGUAUGAGCGGGAGAUCCAGAUAGAGGAGUACCUGCAGAUGAUGGGCGUCCACCCAGCCAUCCACUUUCUGGCCUGGCUCCUGGAGAACAUGGCCAUGCUCACCCUGAGCAGCGCCACUGUGGCCAUCAUUCUAAAAGCCAGUGGCAUCUUCACACACAGCAAUGCCUUCAUCCUCUUCCUCUUCCUCCUGGACUUCGGGGUGUCAGCCAUCAUGCUGAGUUACUUCUUAAGUGCAUUUUUCAGCCAAGCUAACACAGCCGCCCUCUGCACUAGCCUAGUGUACCUCAUCAGCUUCCUGCCCUACAUAGUCCUGCUGGUUCUGCACAAGCAACUAAGCCUGGCUGUCCAGACGCUUCUGUGCCUCCUCUCGACCACGGCCUUUGGACAAGGGGUGUUUUUCAUCACGUUCUUGGAAGGACAAGAGGCAGGGAUCCAGUGGCAUAAUAUGUACCAGGCUCCAGAACCAGGGAGCAUGACAUUUGGCUGGGUUUGCUGGAUGAUUCUGUUUGACUCAAGCCUUUAUUUUUUAUGUGGAUGGUACCUGAGCAACUUGAUUCCUGGAGCUUUUGGAUUGAGGAAACCAUGGUAUUUCCCCCUGACUGCAUCAUACUGGAAAAGUGUGUGUGGCCUGGUGGAGAAACAGUGGCAUUCUCCAAGCCCCAGCCUCUGCUUUUUCACUGAGGACUUUGGCAACAAAGGGUCUUCACAGCAGAAGAGGAAAGGAGAGCUUGAGGAGGAGUCCCUGGGGGUCGCCCUGGUGUCUGUCACCAAGAAGUAUGAGGGCCACGAGGUGGCAGUGAAAGACUUGACCCUCACCUUCCACAGGGGCCAGAUCACAGCCCUCCUGGGGACCAAUGGUGCCGGGAAGACCACUGUCAUAUCCAUGCUGACUGGGCUCUCCCCUCCCACCUCUGGAACCAUCCUCAUCAAUGGCAAGAACCUGCAGACGGACCUGUCCAGCAUCCGUGCAGAGCUGGGGGUGUGUCUGCAGCAGAACGUCCUCCUGGACAACCUCACUGUGUGGGAGCAUCUGCACCUCUUCGGGUCCAUAAAGGCGCCACAGUGGACCAGGCAGGAGCGACAGCAGCAAGUUGACAAAACUCUCGAGGAUGUGGGACUAAUUCAGCACCAGCACAAGCAAACUCAGGCCCUGUCUGGAGGCAUGAAGAGGAAGCUGUCCCUUGCCAUCGCUUUCCUGGGCCAGUCCAGGACCGUGGUCCUGGAUGAGCCCACCAGCGGGGUGGACCCUUGCUCCCGCCGUGGCCUCUGGGACAUUCUGCUCAAGUACCGGGAAGGCCGCACGAUCAUCUUUAGCACCCACCACCUGGAUGAGGCAGAGCUGCUCAGUGACCGCGUGGCCAUCCUCCAGCAGGGGCAGCUCCGGUGCUGUGGGCCUCCCUUCUGCCUCAAGGAAACAAGUGGCCGGGGGCUCCGCCUGACGCUGGCAAAGCAGCUCUCUGUGCUGGAAGCCCACAGUCCCAAGGACACAGCUCGCCUUACAGCCCUGAUCCAGGCCUACGUCCCGCAAGCUGUCCUCAGAGGCAUCAGCGGGCGGGAGCUGACCUAUGCUAUCCCACAGGACGCAGAUAAGACCUGCUUCAAGGGGCUUCUCCAGGCCCUGGACCAGAACCUGCAGCCCCUACACCUCGAGUGCUAUGGAGUCUCAGCCCCCACCUUGGAGGAGGUGUUUUUGACACUUUUGGAAGAUUCCAACAAGAAAUUGCACAUUGCUCCAGGCACCGAGUUAGAGCCUCAGGGCCAAGAACCCGCUGUGCCGACCACCAACCCCUGUGAGGUGGAGACAUCACCUCGACAAACCCCGCCUGCACUGGUCUGUGGCCACCAGCUGCUCCUGACACAGAUGGUGGCACUCCUGAGGAAGCGGCUGCUCUGCACGUGCAGAGCCUGGAAGAGCACGGCCUGUGACCUGUUGCUGCCUGUCCUCUUCGUAGCCUUGGCCAUGGGCUUGUUCAUGGUGCAGCCUCUGGCCACUGAAUACCCACCACUCCAAAUGACACUGGGCCACUAUGAGAGGGCAGAGAAGUACUUUUUCAGCAGCGGGACAGAUGACAUGGACCUCACCCCUGUGCUCCUGCGGAAGUUCUGCGAUCAGGGUCUUCCCUGUGCUGAUCCCGACCCAGAUCCGAUGAAUUCUUCAUGUUGGCACAGGGACCCCUUUUCUCCCUCUGAAUUCCAGGAUUCCUGUGGCUGCCUGAAGUGUCUGAACAGAAGUGCAGGGGCGCCCUACCUGACCAACAACCUGGGCCACACCCUGUUCAAUCUCUCCGAGUUCCCAGUGGAGCAGGACUUACUGGUGCCAUCUGAAAAUCCAAGCCUUGGCGGCUGGUCUUUCGGAGUGAGGGUCCUAGGUGGAGCUCAAGACGUGAAUGCCAAUGCCACAAAACCAAGACCUCCGGCAAAGGUGUGGUUUAACCAGAAGAGCUUUCACUCCCUGCCUUCCUACCUCAAUCAUCUGAACAACCUCAUUCUGUGGAGACACUUGCCCCCAGACAUGGACUGGAGACCUUAUGCAAUAACGCUGUACAGCCACCCAUACGGAGGAGCCUUGCUGAAUGAGGACCAGAUCCUGGAGAGCAUCCGGCAGUGCGGCGUGGCCCUGUGCAUUGUGCUGGGAUUCUCCAUCCUGUCUGCAUCUGUUGGGAGCCAUGUGGUGAGGGACAGGGUGACCGGAGCCAAGAGGUUGCAGCAUAUAAGUGGUCUUGGCUACAGGACGUACUGGGUCACUCACUUCUUGUAUGACAUGCUCUUCUACUUGGUUUCCGUCUGCCUGUGUGUCACCAUCAUCAUCGCCUUCCAGCUCACAGCCUUCACCUUCCGAGAGAACCUGGCGGCCACAGCACUCCUGCUGGUACUGUUCGGAUACGCAACGCUCCCGUGGAUGUAUCUGCUGUCCGGAGUCUUCCCCAGUGCCGACAUGGCCUUCAUCUCUUACAUCUCCCUGAACUUCAUCUUCGGCCUCUGCACCCUGCUGAUGACCACCAUGCCCCGGCUGCUGGCCAUCAUCUCCAAAGCCCAGAAUUUGCAGAACAUCUAUGACACCCUGAAGUGGGUCUUCACGAUUUUCCCCCAGUUCUGCCUUGGCCAAGGGCUGAUAGAACUGUGCUAUAAUCAAAUCAAGUAUGACCUGACCCACAGCUUUGGCAUUGAUUCCUAUGUGAGCCCCUUUGAGAUGCAGUUCCUGGGCUGGAUCUUCGUGGGACUGGCUUCACAGGGCACGAUCCUCCUCCUGCUGAGGGUGCUGCUGCAUGGGGACCUUCUGCGUUGGUCGGGGGCUCACUCUGCGGCCCGAGGCACAGGCGAGUGCUCUGCUGACUCAGAUGUUGAGGAAGAGCGGAGGCGAGUGCGGGAAGGCAGGACCGUUAGGGACAUCCUGGUGCUGCAAGGCCUGAGCAAGAGUUACAGAAGCAUUUUCCGCAAGAUCCCUGCUGUGCAGGACCUCAGCGUGGGCAUUCCAAGAGGAGAGUGCUUUGGGCUCCUGGGGGUGAACGGAGCUGGGAAGAGCACGACCUUCAGGAUGCUGACCGGUGAUGUCCUCCCAAGUUCGGGCCACACUGUCAUAAGGACACCCACGGGAGCCACUGUGAGUCUGGCUUCCGCAGGCCAGGCAGGCGUCCUCAUCGGCUACUGUCCGCAGCGGGAUGCCCUGGACGAGCUGCUGACCGCGUGGGACCAUCUCCACUACUACUGCAGCCUCCGAGGAAUCCCGGGGGAGCGCAUCCCUGAGGUGGCUGCAGACCUCGUGAGGCGCUUACACCUGGAAGCCCAUGCGGACAAGCGUGUGGCGACCUACAGCGGGGGGACCAAGCGGAAGCUCUCCACUGCCCUGGCCCUGGUGGGCAAACCGGACAUCCUGUUACUGGAUGAGCCCAGCUCUGGAAUGGACCCGUGCUCCAAGCGCUUCCUGUGGCGGACGAUUCUGCAGGAGGUCAGGGCGGGCUGCGCCGCAGUGCUCACCUCUCACAGCAUGGAAGAAUGUGAGGCACUCUGCACUAGACUGGCCAUCAUGGUGGACGGCAGCUUCCAGUGUCUUGGCUCCCCACAGCACAUCAAAGACCGGUUUGGUGAUGGUUAUACGGUCAAAAUUUGGCUCAGUAAGGAAGAAAAUCAACCUAGCACUAUUUCUGACUGCUUGAAGCUCCACUUUCCAGGAAUCCAGUUUAAGGGCCAGCGCCUUAAUUUGUUGGAAUACCAUGUGCCCAGAAGUUUGGCGCGUCUAGCUGACUUGUUCAGCAUUCUGGAGAGCAAUAAGACCACCUUACAUAUCCAGCACUAUUCCGUUAGUGAGACCACUCUGGAACAGGUAUUUGUUAACUUUGCCACCAAGCAACAGCAAUCUCUGCCCUCUACUCUGGAUCCGCCCCCUGGUGGCCACUGCCCAAGUCACCUGCCUGUGUGACCAGUAAAGAAGAGACCUAGUGUCCUAUUGCCUUCAGUGCCCAUGCUUCACAGAACAAGGACCCCUGAGGAUGCAGAGAGUGUGUUGUGGGGACUCAAGUCUUCUCUCCUUCGUUGUCCAGUUUAAAACUCCUUAUUAAUAACCUGCAAACUGAAAGAUCAUUCUUUCCCAUAGACUUUUAGUGAGCCCGGCUCCCCAUAGAGUUUCCUCAGUGGCCAAGCCAGGCGGGCACCAAAUUUUUUGAGAUGAAGGUGUGGAUGCAAAGACAGCAUCCACACUGAGAUGCUCUGAAGGCGGAGACCCGGUCCCGCUUGAUUCUGAGGUUAACUCCCUCUUUCCGGGAAACAGGGCCCCUCCCUUGACACUGUUAGCUUACUCUCCUGACUCGCUUGUGUUGGGAACAGUGUGGAGGGGAUUUCCUGACUUUGCUGUCUUUCCACUGGACAUGCCCAUGUGGCUUUAAGGAAUAAAACCUCAAUGCAAACUUUUCCUCAGACCAGAUGACAGGAUGCAGUAUGAUGUGGGAAAAUUGUCGGCUUCUUCAUACAGAGAUUCUUUUCAAUGCUAAGAACUAGAGAGUAUUUUUGAUCCACCUAUUUGCACAACUGAAGAAAUUGAGCCAGUUUUUAAUGUGUCAUCCUUCAUAGUUUUACCAGAAUCUCAUAGAAUGUCUGAAAAUUUAUGAGAUUAUACAAAGAAACAGAACAUGGAUUCGUUUUUUAAUUUGAGGAAUAAUUGCUCUUUCUGUUACUCCAAGCUCUGUGGUUUCUCGAACGCUGAUGGUUCUCAUACAAGCUGCACUGGAAUCCUGGGAAUUUGGUAGAAGUUCAGGUUCCCAGGCCUCCUCCCAGAGCAGGGGAUUCUCAAGUCCUAGAGCUGGAGGAUCGGGAUUGAUACAAACGUGUUCCAGUUUGAGAACCAUUAACGUGUCAGGUUAGCUUCUCACUAAGCAAGCGAAGUCAGCAGAGUGGCAUGAACUACUCAUUUACAUUUCAAGUUUUUAAAAUUUUUCUGGAAAUUAUGUCAUUCUAAGAAUUGUGGUCCUUAAAGAUGUGGCUCUCAAAGGGGAGGAUGUUAACCUGAUACUUUGCAUCUUGUAGAUUAUAAGUUGCAUUAAAUCAGUGGCUCUUCCACUGGAAAUAAUUUUUUGCAUAUUUCUGGGCCUCCACAUGGCAGCAUUUUGUACAACGUUAGUGGACAAGCAUGUUGAUUUCACCCUGAAAUUUGUUUUUUUCCAAUUGGAGCAUUGGGAGUUUGUGAUGGAAGGAAAACACUUCAUUUUGACAUUUCUUUACUGAAACCACAUUUUAUUAAUAAGGCAGAGAAGAUUAGAUGGUAGGAACAGCUAUUUUCGAGAAAACAAGACAUCAUAAUAGCUAGUGCUGAUUUAAUGUCUUGUUUUGAAGUUCCAUCAAGCUUUUGUUCUUCUGACUCCAUCGGUCUUAACAUGUUGUAUCUUAUUGGAUUUUAUUAUAUGUGAUAAUAUAAACAAAAACUUUUAUAGACACGGAGAUUAUACAGAAACCAUUGUUCAUUUUCUGUUAGUUGGUUCUAAAUACCCUGUAAUACUGUCAUUCUCUUGAAUGGUUUUACAUUGUCUUGAUGUGUUUGAUGCUACAGUAUACGAAGUUAUCCUCAAAGAUUUCAAGGAAAAACACACUCUGGUAACUACUUUUAUGUUGGGAUACCUGGAGGUGAAACACUAUUUUGCUAAAAUGGUUAUGUUUUGACCUGUGCUGUUUUGUUGUUAUGUCCUCUUUUAUCUCAAUCUCCUUUUUUUAUUAUUUACUUUUUUAUUUUUAUCUUUGUAAUUAAGGCAAAAAUUUAAAAAAAAGGAUAUACUUUGAUUUCCUAUUAACUUGAUUUGAAACUCUGUAUUGCUCUCACCAUCUUAUUUUGACUGAUUUUCCUCUAUUCUGUCUUGCUUGAUACUACCAAGUUUGAGAGUAUAGGCAACAACUGUGAAGACAAUACGACUCAUUAUGAUGCCCAUUCUGGUUUGACUAUUAUCUUCUUUUGAAAUCCUGUAAUGUCUUCAAUAUUUUGGUUUUAUUGGUUUUGUUCUUUACUGUUUUGUUCAAUUUUAUUAUAACUGAUGAUGUAGGCAAUUAUUUUUAAGAUAGCAAGAGGCAUUAUGGUAACCAAUGUAGAUCACUUUGUAUUUUGUUUUUACAGUAUAUAUUAUGUCCAUCCUUUUGAUUUGACUGACUCUGUUUUGUUACAUCACAUUUGGUUUUAUUCUCUUCAAAAAAAAUAAUAAGAACUGUGGGAGUAAUAAAACCCAAAAUGUGUAAUUUUCAUUGUACAAAAGAAAGGAAAAAAAAGUGCUCUAAAGAAUAUAAGUGCAUGUAUAUUUAAGUGUAUAAGAUAGAUAACCAUAUUACUGAGUUUUGUUGGAUCAUUGAACAGAACUGUUUGCAGUCUCACUGUUUUUACACUUUGUAUGCUUUGAUUUUGUAACUUGAACAGCUAUUUCUAAGAUGACAAUAUGUAAUCUGUUAGCUAGUGAUUUCCUACUGUUUGUGUUUUCUGAGAUUCUGUGUAACUUGUACACUUUUUUUGUUAUUUUUUUCUUUUUC
Messenger RNA from Cavia porcellus (domestic guinea pig), 17636 nucleotides. RefSeq names its product ATP binding cassette subfamily A member 13 (gene Abca13). Gene Ontology annotation, biological process: transmembrane transport; lipid transport. The record is from RefSeq and is a predicted model, not a curated record. NCBI's taxonomy places the organism in Eukaryota, Metazoa, Chordata, Mammalia, Rodentia, Caviidae. Gene Ontology annotation, molecular function: lipid carrier activity; ABC-type transporter activity; ATP binding. The transcript has 63 exons. Gene Ontology annotation, cellular component: membrane; intracellular membrane-bounded organelle.